AUGAUUUUUAAUAUUUUAGUUGAUGUGAAAUGAUUAUAUCAAUAUUGACAUUUUAAUAGGUAGUUGAUUGUAUGUAUCUACCUACCAGAGGUUGAUCAUAAAAUUUAUUUUAUUUAAUAUUUCUAUCGAGAUGACGAUGACGUUUCUUUUGUACACUGAAGACACCCUCAACUGAAAUUUCAAUCCUUCUGAUACGUUUUUAAAUUUUUUUUUGCUAACUGAAAAAUUUUAAAAUUUGUAGGCACCUUUAGAACAGUUUGAAAUCAUUUUCAGGGGUCACAAGAAGUGAACUGAACUUAAUUUCAGCUUCAUUUCCAUUUUUAAUACAGAAAAUAUGUCUAUAAGAAAUUCCCCGAAAAUUAAAAAUUGAAUUUUAACUCAGAAAAUUCAACGUGAGGUGAAUUUUCGGGCCCUUUUUCAACUUUAUUUUUUCUGGUCGAAAAACUUGUGCAUUAGUUGGAACAACUCGCUUAGGCUAAUUAGUUUUUUUUUUGAAACGCGAGAUUAAAAUGUAAUUUUUUUCGAUCAUCAGCUGCCUUGAUUGCAUAAUCGCUUUAGAUUCAUGUUUUCAAUUCGACAUGAUUAAACAUACGAAGUCCGAAGUCCAUUUUAGGAAUUAAAAAAAAAUUGAAAAUUCAUCUUAUCUGAUGCAGCUUCUCUUCAAGUUUCAAAUAUAUGUACGUAGUUUAGAAAUCACGAUUCGAAUGAUUUUUUUUCGAUAGAUUUGCGGAACUAAAGUUCGUGUGAUCAGUAUCCUUUCAUUCUGCUUCAGACAAGAAGAUGAAGAAAUCGUGUUCGUCCAAUACGUGCUGAAUUCGCCGACACUGCUGAAUGAAAAGUUAUUAACUAGAGAACAACAAAUAGUCUACAAUGAGUAUGAAAUCUCGGGUUCAGAUCCUAUGACGCCUUUUUCAGCUCAUCGAGCUAUGCUAGAUUAUACUAUUGAAAUAUUUCCGGCGUAUAAAUUACAAUAUUUAGUACCACCUGAAAACAUGGCUUUUGCUGCGUGGAAGAAAGCAACGUAUCAUUAUGCUAAUCAGGCACUGCAACAUAAGGCAUUAUUCGAGCUGUGGAACGGUAUCAAUUUUUCAAUCAGGAACGAUGCUAUCAAAUGGAGUGGUAUUCCUCGUAAAAUAAUAACAGGAAUCCUGAAAAUACCCGACAAUCAAAUCACCACUUGGGUAAAAAAUAAUCUGUAUGACAUUUGGAUUACGGUGAUAACUGAAUUUGAUGAAGUGAAUCCCACCACAAGCGCACUGGUCAUUUUGAUGAAUAAUUUCAUCAACCAACCAUCCAAUGUCAACAGUCAAACUGCCGAUUCGUCGAAUUUAAAAUCGCAGUCGCUGCAUAUAGAUAAAUUGUGCGGGACUGGGGGAAGCUUCUGUGUGCGGAGUUUGAGACAGAAGUUUGCCAAAGUUGGAGGAGAAAUACGAUGCUGCAAAUUAACCAUUCCGAUUAUGAAACUGUUCAAUAUUAAUGGUCUGUUUGCGUUGGUGCUGCCAGAUACGCUGAUGAAAAUCGAAAAUAUAAAUGUUGUACCUUCUGUCAAGAGUAUGAAUGUGAUGCAUAUUAAUUAGAUUGGGAAUGUUUUAAUGAUUUACUGAUAAGUGAUAUGAUUACGAUUUUAUCGAUUUAUACAAUUUGGUUAUCAAUUUGAAUAAUUUUUUUUAGUUUUUUUUACAACGUAAAAGUGUACCUUAUUAUGCUGGUUCAAGGUGAAGGCAAGGUGACAAACUUGUGUACCUAUAUUUCUUAAAUGUUUUUUAAGAGUAGGUAUACUGGUGGACAAUCUUGAAAACGAAAAAAUUAAUAUUUUUGCGAUUUCCCCAAUUUUGGGAGUUUUUUUUUUCUCGAAAUACAAUCAUUAAAUAUACGAUUAGCUGCACCAUUACCUUAAUUUACAAAAAAAAUGUUUCUUAAUUUUUACUGGUAAAAAAAAUAUAAUAGAGCCUUUUUGGGAACCCAUGGUUAAUUUUUCGAGCGAUCCACCGGUCGCAGUUGAAACUCCCCCCC
Messenger RNA from Planococcus citri (citrus mealybug), 2013 nucleotides. RefSeq lists its product as uncharacterized. The record is from RefSeq and is a predicted model, not a curated record. The coding region runs from base 900 to 1577 and encodes 225 amino acids. The transcript has 3 exons. NCBI's taxonomy places the organism in Eukaryota, Metazoa, Arthropoda, Insecta, Hemiptera, Pseudococcidae.